AAUACGGUUCAUCGACACAUUAAGAUUUAUGGCUUCAAGUUUAUCAACACUCUCGGAAAAUUUAUUAACACCAGGGUUCGAAAAGUUUAGAGAAACAGCUAAACAUUUUAAUGCCGCAGACUUGCCACUCGUUACUCGUAAAGGUGUUUACCCUUAUGAGUAUACGGAUGGUUGGAACAAGCUGGAGCAAACCCAUUUACCAGAGAAAGCAGAUUUCUACAUUACACUAACAGAAUCACAUAUACAAGAAGAAGAUUAUGAACAUGCAAAAACUGUUUGGAGUCACUUUGGUUGCAAGACUUUGGGUGAAUACAGUGAUCUAUAUCUGAAAAUUGAUGUUUUAUUGUUGGCUGACGUGUUUGAGAACUUCAGAGACCUAUGUUUAACCACAUACUGUUUGGACCCAUCUUUUUACUAUACAGCACCAGGAUUCUCCUUUGAUUGUAUGUUAAAAUAUACCAGAGUCAAAUUAGAGUUACUCACUGAGUAUGAUAUGCUGCUGAUGAUUGAAAAGGGAAUUCGAGGCGGUUUGACACAAGCAAGUAUGAGGUAUGCUAAAGCUAAUAAUGAAAAGACCCUAGAUUAUGAUCCAACAAAGUCCAAAUCAUGGUUAAUUUAUCAAGAUUGUAAUAAUCUGUACGGUUGGGCAAUGUCACAACACAUGCCCUAUGGUGGUUUUAAGUGGGUUGAACCUAAACUAGAAGGGCUGAAUGAUUUGAACGAUACAUCACCCAUCGGACGGAUAUAUGAAGUUAACAUUACUUAUCCGAAAGAACUCCAUGAUAAACACAACGACUUACCUUUCCUUCCUCAAAACGGUAUCCCAGCUGGUUCAAAAGUUAAAAAACUCAUGGCAACACUUCAGUCGAAAAAAAACUAUAUUAUUCAUUACCGAAACCUUCAGCAAGCUAUAGCCAAUGGACUCAUAGUUGAAAAAGUUCAUAGAGUAGUUCAGUUUAAUCAAUCACCAUGGCUGGCUCCAUACAUAGCACUAAACACAGAGAUGCGAAAAAAAGCAGCAAAUGACUUUGAGAAAGACUUUUUCAAACUUUUAAAUAAUGCGGUUUUUGGGAAAACCAUGGAGUCUAUGCGGAAAAGAAUAAAGAUGGAACUGGUGUCUAGUGAUCGUCGUUUACAAAAACUGAUAAAUCAGUCAACAUUCAAACACUGUACCACAUACAAUGAAACUCUAAAUGCAGUUGCAUUAGAAAACAAAAUCAUUGAUUUUUGUAAACCUAUUUAUAUAGGUUUUGCAGUGCUGGAAAUUUCCAAGUAUUUAAUGUAUGACUAUCACUAUAACGUAAUGCAGAAACAUUAUGAUGAUAAAAUUGAGCUCAUGUAUACAGAUACAGAUUCAUUGGUAUACUAUAUUCAAACUGAUGAUUUUUACAAUGAUCUGUUGAACAAUCCCAACUUGUUGAAUCGAAUGGAUACUGCAAAUCUACCCCGUGACCACCCGUGUUACAUUGCUGAGAGAAAGAAGAUUCCUGGGCUAUUUUCUGAUGAAACCGAUGGACGUAUUAUGAGAGAGUUUUGUGCUCUCCGUGCAAAGUCCUAUGCUUACAUUUUAGAAGAUAAGGAGAAAAUCAAAGCAAAAGGAAUCCGUGGACAUGUUGUUAGAAACCACAUGACUUUUCAAGAUCAUAAACGAUGUUUGUUUGGUGAUACCAGUUUGGAAGUAACAACGUCAAACGUCUAUAUCCGUUCAUUCAAUCACAAAUUAAAGACCAUCAAAUCCGAUAAAUUAACUUAUAACAGUUUUGAUGAUAAAAGGGUUAUACUUGAAGACAAAGUACACAUCCUAGCUCAUGGACACUAUUCUAUAGAGGAGGAACUCGAAGCAGAACUAGAUAGUUGGUUUUUUGUAAAUACUCCUGUAUAUAUUUUUGUAAAGAUUAUGCCUGUAUACAUUGUUAAUUCGGUAGCAGUAAGGUUUUAA
This is a messenger RNA of Aphis gossypii (cotton aphid), 1939 nucleotides long. RefSeq lists its product as uncharacterized. The transcript is spliced from 7 exons. Bases 29 to 1939 code for a protein of 636 amino acids. The record is from RefSeq and is a predicted model, not a curated record. Lineage: Eukaryota; Metazoa; Arthropoda; Insecta; Hemiptera; Aphididae.